Messenger RNA from Camellia sinensis, 1154 nucleotides. The record is from RefSeq and is a predicted model, not a curated record. Lineage: Eukaryota; Viridiplantae; Streptophyta; Magnoliopsida; Ericales; Theaceae.
UGUGCAGGUGACUUGGGACAAACUGCAGAUUCCAAUCGAACUCUAGAGCAUUAUAUGUCGAACCCAAUAAAAGGCCAAGCUGUGCUAUUUGCUGGUGAUCUUUCAUAUGCUGAUGAUCACCCUAACCAUGACAAUACCAAGUGGGAUACAUUUGGUCGUUUCAUUGAGAAGAGCGUUGCGUACCAACCCUGGAUUUGGAGUGCAGGCAAUCAUGAAAUUGACUUAGCUUCUAAUUUGGAAGAAACCGAUCCUUUCAAGCCAUAUUUGCACCGCUAUUAUGUACCCUACAAGGCAUCCCAGAGUACUUCCCCAUUUUGGUAUUCAAUUAAGCGUGCAUCGACAUAUAUCAUUGUUCUUUCUUCUUACUCAGCCUAUGGGAAAUAUACCCCGCAAUACAAAUGGCUUGAACAAGAGCUCCCAAAGAUUAACAGAUAUGAAACUCCAUGGGUCAUUGUUAUUUUACAUGCUCCAUGGUACAAUACCAACCACUACCAUUACAUGGAAGGAGAAAGUAUGAGAGUCCAAUUUGAAUCGUUGUUUGUUCAGUACAAAUUUGAUAUUGUAUUUGCUGGCCAUGUUCAUUCUUAUGAGCGUUCAGUAAGCUUUCUUUCUAAUACAAAAUUAGAUAAUUUAUUUUCAUAUUGCUUACAAGAAUUAAUUUCUUAUCCUAUGUUGUAGGAACGCAUAUCAAAUAUUAAGUACAACAUUACAAAUGGAUUAAGCUUACCGGUUCGAGAUAUUAAUGCUCCAGUAUACAUAACAAUCGGUGAUGGUGGAAACAUGGAAGGCAUAGCUAACAAGUCAGACUGUUUAAUUGUUUCUUAGGUCAACUGAUUCUCAUAUUGAACUAUUUUGUAAAAUUGUCUACUUAUAAAAUUGACCUUUAAUUUUGCAGUUUUAUAUAUCCACAACCAAAUUAUUCUGCAUAUCGUGAAGCAAGCUUUGGGCAUGCAAUUCGUGACAUAAAAAAUCGAACUCAUGCUUAUUAUUGUUGGCAGCGUAAUCAAGACAAUGAACCUGUUGUAGCAGACUCUGCUUGGUUUUUUAAUAGGUUCUUUUCUUAUGGCGGAUGAAACCAUUCCAUGACAAGGAGACUUAGGAGAUUGUGCCCUCAAUUACAAGGAGGCUUAGAUUUUUGUUUGGAGAGAUUUUAG